AGCUAGACGUCCGGGCAGCCCCCGGCUCGGCGCGCCCGCAGCAGCCUCCGCCCCCGGCUCGGUGCGCACGCCCGCGGCCAGGGCAGCCCAAGUCCCGAGCCAGUGCGCCUAGCCAGUCCCGGCGGCCGCCGCCUCCCAGACCGGACCACAGGCCACCUCCGGAGUCCCCGCCUCGCCGCCUCCGCCACCUCCCGCGCGCACGGCCGCCAGACUCCUUCCCGGACUAAUUGCAAAGACCCGGAGCGAGCUUCUAGGGGCAGCGAUGCGACCCUCCGGGACGGUGGGAGCCGCGCUCCUGGUGCUACUGGCGGCGCACUUCCCGGCGGGGCUGGCGCUGGAGGAAAAGAAAGUUUGCCAGGGGACCAACAACAAGCUGACGCAGCUGGGCACUUUAGACGACCACUUCCUGAGCCUCCAGAGGAUGCUAAACAACUGCCAGGUGGUCCUGGGAAACCUGGAAAUCACCUACAUGCAAAGGAACUACGACCUUUCCUUCCUGAAGACCAUCCAGGAGGUUGCCGGCUACGUCCUCAUCGCCCUCAACGUGGCGGAGAAGAUCCCUCUGGAAAACCUGCAGAUCAUCAGAGGAAACGUGCUCCUGGAGAACACCCACGCCUUGUCCGUCUUGUCCAACUACGGGCCCAACCGCACGGGGCUGCGGGAGCUGCCCAUGCGCAACCUGCAGGAAAUCCUGCACGGUGCUGUGCGAUUCAGCAACAACCCCAGCCUCUGCAGCGUGGACACCAUCCAGUGGCAGGACAUCGUGGACGACAACUUCCUGGGCAACAUGUCCACGGACUUUCAGAACAGCCCUUCCGGCAGCUGCCAGAAGUGUGACCCGAGCUGCCCCAACGGAAGCUGCUGGGGUGCGGGAAAGGAGAACUGCCAGAAACUGACCAAAAUCAUCUGCGCAGAGCAGUGUUCGGGGCGCUGCCGUGGCAAAUCCCCCAGCGACUGCUGCCACAACCAGUGCGCGUCCGGCUGCACGGGGCCCCGCGAGAGCGACUGUCUGGUGUGCCGGAAGUUCCGGGAUGAAGCCACGUGCAAGGACACCUGCCCGCCACUCAUGCUGUACAACCCCACCACGUACCAGGUGGACGUCAACCCAGACGGGAAAUACAGCUUUGGAGCCACCUGUGUGAAGAAGUGUCCCCGUAACUACGUGGUGACCGACCACGGGUCAUGUGUCCGGGCCUGCGGCUCGGACAGCUAUGAGGUGGAGGAAGACGGCGUCCGCAAAUGUAAAAAGUGCGAAGGGCCCUGUCGCAAAGUCUGUAACGGAAUAGGCACCGGAGAGUUCAAGGACACCCUCUCCAUAAACGCCACAAACAUCAAAUACUUCCGGAACUGCACGUCCAUCAGCGGGGACCUCCACAUCCUGCCGGUAGCUUUUAAGGGCGACUCCUUCACACACACGCAGCCUCUGGACCCCAAGGAGCUGGACAUUCUCAAGACUGUAAAGGAGAUCACAGGGUCUCUGCUGAUUCAGGCCUGGCCAGAAAACAGGACGGACCUGCACGCGUUUGCGAACCUGGAAAUCAUACGCGGCAGGACGAAGCAGCAUGGCCGGUUUUCUUUCGCGGUGGUUGGGCUGAACAUCACGUCCUUGGGUCUGCGCUCGCUGAAGGAGGUCAGCGAUGGCGAUGUGGUCAUCACAGGGAACCGUCACCUGUGCUACGCAGACACGGUGAACUGGAAAAGGCUCUUUGGGACCUCGAAUCAGAAAAUCAAGAUCGAGAAGAACAAAGACAGUGCAGAAUGCCGGGCCCAAGGUCACGUCUGCAACCCGCUGUGCUCGCCCGAGGGGUGUUGGGGCCCAGGACCUGGGGACUGCAUAUCUUGCCGAAACGUCAGCAAUAACAAGGAGUGUGUGGAGAAAUGCAACAUUCUGGAGGGCGAACCCAGGGAGUUUGAGGAGAAUUCCCAGUGCAUACAGUGCCAUCCGGAGUGCCUGCCGCAGCCCAUGAACGUGACCUGCACAGGACACGGGCCGGACAGGUGCGUGCAGUGUGCCCACUACAUGGACGGCCCUCACUGCGUCAGCACCUGCCCGGCCGGGGUCAUAGGCGAGAACAACACGCUGAUCUGGAAGUUCACGGACGCCCAGCACGUCUGUCACCUGUGCCACCCGAACUGUACCUACGGCUGUGUGGGACCAGGUCUGGAAGGCUGCGCACAUACGCCCAAUAUUCCAUCCAUCGCCACGGGGAUCGUGGGUGGCCUCCUCCUGGUGGUGGUGGUGGCCAUUGGCGUGGGCCUGUUUCUGCGCAGGCGCCACAUCGUCCGGAAGCGCACGCUGCGGAGGCUGCUCCAGGAACGCGAGCUCGUGGAGCCCCUUACGCCCAGCGGAGAAGCGCCCAACCAAGCGCUCCUGCGGAUCUUAAAGGAGACAGAAUUCAAAAAAAUCAAGGUGCUGGGCUCCGGCGCAUUCGGCACCGUGUACAAGGGGCUCUGGAUCCCCGAAGGCGAGAAGGUCAAAAUCCCCGUGGCCAUCAAGGAAUUGAGAGAAGCCACAUCUCCGAAAGCCAACAAGGAGAUUCUCGAUGAAGCCUACGUCAUGGCCAGCGUGGACCACCCCCAUGUGUGCCGCCUUCUGGGCAUCUGUCUGACCUCCACCGUGCAGCUCAUCACCCAGCUCAUGCCCUUCGGCUGCCUACUGGACUACGUCCGCGAGCACAAGGACAACAUCGGCUCCCAGUACCUGCUCAACUGGUGUGUGCAGAUUGCCAAGGGCAUGAACUACCUGGAGGACCGGCGCCUGGUGCACCGGGACUUGGCGGCCAGGAACGUCCUGGUGAAGACGCCACAGCACGUCAAGAUCACGGACUUCGGGCUGGCCAAACUGCUGGGUGCAGAGGAGAAAGAGUACCACGCAGAGGGGGGCAAAGUGCCCAUCAAGUGGAUGGCUUUGGAGUCUAUUUUACACCGAAUUUAUACCCACCAAAGUGAUGUCUGGAGCUACGGGGUCACUGUUUGGGAGCUGAUGACCUUUGGGUCCAAGCCUUACGACGGAAUCCCGGCGAGUGAAAUCUCAACCGUCCUGGAGAAAGGGGAGCGCCUCCCACAGCCACCCAUCUGCACCAUCGACGUCUACAUGAUCAUGGUCAAGUGCUGGAUGAUAGACGCAGACAGCCGCCCCAAGUUCCGGGAGCUGAUUCACGAAUUCUCCAAGAUGGCCCGGGACCCCCAGCGCUACCUCGUCAUCCAGGGGGACGAGAGAAUGCACCUGCCCAGCCCUACGGACUCCAACUUCUACCGCGCCCUGAUGGACGAAGAGGACAUGGAGGACGUGGUGGACGCCGACGAGUACCUCAUCCCCCAGCAGGCCUUCUUCCACAGCCCCUCCACCUCCCGGGCGCCUCUCCUGAGCUCCAUGAGUGCCACCAGCAACAGCUCCACCGCGGCUUGUGUCGACAGGAACGGGCAGAGCUGCCCCCUGAAGGAAGAGAGCUUCUUGCAGCGGUACAGCUCCGACCCCACCGGCGCCUUGACUGAGGACAUCAAUGGCACAUUCUUCCCAGCGCCAGAAUACAUAAACCAGGUGGUUCCCAAAAGGCCAGCGGGCUCUGUCCAGAACCCCGUCUACCACAAUCAGCCCCUAAACCUGGCUCCGGGCCGAGACCCUCACUACCAGAACCCCCACAGCAACGCCGUGGGCAACCCCGAGUAUCUCAACGCUGCCCCUCCUCCCACCAUCAACGGUGUCCCCGACGGCCCCACUCUCUGGGUGCAGAAAGGCAGCCACCAAAUUAGCCUGGACAACCCCGACUACCAGCAGGACUUCUUUCCCAAGUCCAAUGGCGUCUUUAAGGGGCCGACAGCUGAAAAUGCAGACUACCUGAGGGCCGGCGCCCCGAGCAGUGAAUUUAUAGGAGCAUGACCGUGGAGGGAGCAGCAACAGUAACAACCGCAGGCUCCUCAGCCCCAGGACCAGUGGCACCGCCACACCCAUCCCCACUGUGUGCCCACGCGAGUCCUGGACCUCUGGACUGGUUUAGCCAUAUCUGCUCUGAUCAACUCAUCUUUCAACCGGGAAGUGCCCCUACUCCAGUGCACUUUGGGAAGCCGCAGGGACAUCCCUCUGUCUUCAGACUGGGAGGCUCUGGUACAAGGCGUCCAGGAAAGAAUGUUGCCCAUCGGACUGAAGUUCACUUUACAAUGAGGUAUAUUUGAGGGGGAAAAAACUACAUCUAUACAGAGUGUUAUUGCUUGGGGACCUUUCAGGGUUUGGUUGUCAUUGUUGGUUCUGAACUGGCGUUUCCAAUGAGGAGGAAGCUUGUCCAAGUGUCACGAUGGCUGCCCUGAGUGCACGGGGCCCAACCGGGACCGAGAAGCAAGGGCCAGUCUUCCAGCUGACACUCGACAGACGCGCUGGCUCUGCUUCCAGGCUCUUCCACUGCCAGGCAGCCCAGACGAGAAGGCCUCCGUGACCCGAGCAGGCCCGACGGUCGUGGCGUCCAGUCCUGGCAGGUGCAGAGAUAAGCCACUUGGACCCCAUUCUGGGCCAAGAGGGACCAGAAGGGUUAGAAUUCCUCAUCGGACUGACUUUUGUACCAACAUCUCCUCGGUACUUACUCUCUACUGGUUGGCCAGUGUUUCCUACCUGUAAGCAUCAAGAUUUCCUUGUUUAUUUUUGCAUUCCACUGGUUUGGAAACCCAGUCUGGUGUCUCCACCCACCAGACCAGACGGUACGGCAAAAGAUAAAGGACAGCCCAGGCGGCUGCCCUCAGAACGGCAGCCUUUAACCGAGAUGCAGAAGCUCAGACAAGAGCCCAUCCCCCCAGAUCUGAGUCUCGGGAAGUUCAUCAAGUCCUUUGAGGACCGGGGGCAAGUUCGUAAUCCACGGGCUGCAGAGAUGAAGCUGUGCUUAAAACUCAUUUAACCUUUCCCUCCCCCAAAAAUUAGUUUAGGCUACUCAUAGAAGAUAAUUUUCUUUUUAUUUCACUUCAGAAGGUUUUUUUUUUUUUUUGCUCAGAAGGUACUUUAUUCUUUCUUGGUAAGCUGUCCCCAAAGCCCCCCCACCCCCACCCAUUGUCCUGUGUCAAUAAAAGGAUCAGGCAACUACUUACAGCCACGGUGGGCACACUUUACAGGUGACAGUAAAGAUGACAUUAUGUAGAGGGUGGAAUUCAAGUGGCAAGUGAGACACUUGAGUUUGAAAUUGAAGACACUGCCUUUGCAACAUCUAGGGGCGUAUUAGAAGAAAAGAAAUAUUUUUUUCUUCUUAAAAAAAGAUAUCUCUAUCAUUGGAGGAGGACCCGGGGGACGCUAACGUUCUUUCCAAUCUGCGUGUCCCUUCAACCUGACCUAGCAGUGGUGGCGUUCUGCACACGCUUCGCCACCCCCCUUCCCCCCGUCCACCCAGGAGGAAACACUGCCGAGACCUUUCUGGCCCAUGGGUGUGUUCCGCCACCUCGUAUCUCGUCUCAGUGGAAAUACACACGCUAGUCAAGCCCCUUCCACCAUGUCCUCACCUACACCAGCCAGCCCAGCAAAGGUACUGAAGGCACAAAAGGGAAUCAAACAUCAUCCCUGAUUCCCAGGCACUGACUGUAGAGCAAAGCAAACAGACUCACAAAUACUGAACGUAGAGCAAUGUGACAAGUGCUAGAUGGACCGCGUCAGCAGGGCCCUGGGACAGCAGAGGGCAGGCAGGCAGACAGGCUGCUCCUGAGGAGACCCCGGGUUCGUCAACGACUCUGAGUGGGGCCGAAAGGGGCCGGGGUCUCAGGCAGGAGGAGGCAGAAAGUGCGCUCCCGGUGGCGGCGGUGGGAAUUGCAGCGGCUGAGUCAGGUCCCCAGGCUGCCCCUUUACCCUGGGAUAUCCCGGGCCUUGGUCCCCAGGUCCCCCUUGGGCAUGUGGUGUCCCCACCAGGGAUUUUAAAAUGCUCAGUGACAUCUCUGAGGACGUUAGACAACAUUUCUGAGAAUCUGCAGUUUGAUGCCAUUGUCAUUAAAUCACUUAUUCUUAGUUCACUAGAGAAAGUCAAUGUUUUAGUCAGAUGUUUAUUCGGCUCUGGGGAACAACAAUUCACAUUCCACUGUCACUUUUAUUUGCCAAAACACAGGUGAUCGGCAAGGGAGGGUGCCUGUCCCCAGUCGUAUUGUAGCAGUUAAAUCCUAGUAUUUUUGUAAUUUGAAACAGUUUACUAUAACAUAAUAAAACAGCAAAAACCAUUCAA
This is a messenger RNA of Artibeus jamaicensis (Jamaican fruit-eating bat), 6182 nucleotides long. It is a transcript of the gene EGFR, whose product is annotated as epidermal growth factor receptor. The transcript is spliced from 28 exons. Gene Ontology annotation, cellular component: basal plasma membrane; signaling receptor complex. The record is from RefSeq and is a predicted model, not a curated record. Gene Ontology annotation, molecular function: epidermal growth factor receptor activity; ATP binding; epidermal growth factor binding. The coding region runs from base 263 to 3880 and encodes 1205 amino acids. Gene Ontology annotation, biological process: positive regulation of kinase activity; protein phosphorylation; cell differentiation. Lineage: Eukaryota; Metazoa; Chordata; Mammalia; Chiroptera; Phyllostomidae.